AUGGUGACAGCAGCCAUGUUGCUACAGCGCUGCCCAGUGCUUAUCCGGAGCCCCACAGGCCUCCUGGGUAAGAUGAUUAAGACUCACCAGUUCCUGUUUGGUAUUGGACGUUGUCCCAUUCUGGCCACCCAAGGACCAAGUUGUUCUCAAAUCCACCUUAAGGCAACCAAGGCUGGAGCGGAUUCUCCAUCUUGGGCCAAGAGCCACUGUCCCUUCAUGCUGUUGGAACUCCAGGAUGGGAAGAGUAAAAUUGUGCAAAAAGCAGCCCCAGAAGUCCAGGAAGACGUGAAGAUUUUCAAGACAGACUUGCCCAUCUCUCUGGCCUCAACCAGCCUGAGGAAGCCAUUCUCCAGUCCCCAAGAGCCAGAGAAAAAUUCAGAGAAGGUCACACACCUGAUUCAGAACAACAUGGCUGGAGACCAUGUCUUUGGUUAUGACCAGUUUUUUAAGGACAAAAUCAUGGAGAAGAAACAGGACCACACCUAUCGUGUUUUCAAGACUGUGAAUCGCUGGGCUGAUGCAUACCCCUUUGCUGAACACUUCUUUGAGGCAUCUGUGGCCUCAAAGGAUGUGUCUGUCUGGUGCAGUAAUGACUACCUGGGCAUGAGCCGGCACCCUCGGGUCUUGCAAGCCACACAAGAGACUCUGCAGCGCCAUGGAGCUGGAGCUGGUGGCACCCGCAACAUCUCGGGUACCAGUAAGUUCCAUGUAGAGCUGGAGCAAGAGCUGGCUGAGCUGCACCAGAAGGACUCAGCCCUGCUCUUCUCUUCCUGCUUUGUGGCCAAUGACUCCACUCUCUUCACCUUGGCCAAGAUCUUGCCAGGGUGCGAGAUUUACUCGGAUGCAGGCAACCAUGCUUCCAUGAUCCAAGGUAUCCGCAAUAGUGGAGCAGCCAAGUUUGUCUUCAGGCACAAUGACCCUGACCACCUGAAGAAACUUCUAAAGAAGUCCAACCCUGAGACACCCAAAAUUGUGGCCUUCGAGACUGUUCACUCCAUGGAUGGUGCCAUCUGUCCCCUUGAGGAAUUGUGUGAUGUGGCCCACCAGUAUGGAGCUCUGACCUUCGUGGAUGAAGUUCAUGCUGUAGGGCUGUAUGGGUCCCGGGGUGCUGGGAUUGGGGAGCGUGAUGGAAUUAUGCACAAGAUUGACAUCAUCUCUGGAACUCUUGGCAAAGCCUUUGGCUGUGUGGGUGGCUACAUUGCCAGCACCCGUGACUUGGUUGACACAGUACGUUCCUAUGCUGCUGGCUUCAUCUUCACCACUUCACUGCCUCCCAUGGUGCUCUCCGGAGCUCUGGAAUCCGUGCGACUACUCAAGGGAGAGGAGGGCCAAGCCCUGAGAAGGGCCCACCAACGCAAUGUCAAGCACAUGCGUCAGCUACUAAUGGACAGGGGCCUUCCUGUCAUCCCAUGCCCCAGCCACAUCAUCCCCAUUCGGGUGGGUGAUGCAGUGCUGAACAGCAGGAUCUGUGAUCUCCUGCUCUCCAAGCAUGGCAUCUACGUGCAGGCCAUCAACUACCCAACUGUCCCCCGGGGUGAGGAGCUGCUGCGCUUGGCACCCUCCCCCCACCACAGCCCUCAGAUGAUGGAAGACUUUGUGGAGAAGCUGCUAGAAGCGUGGACUGAGGUGGGACUCCCCCUCCAGGAUAUAUCUAUAGCUGCCUGCAACUUCUGCCGCCGUCCUGUACACUUCGAGCUCAUGAGUGAGUGGGAACGUUCCUACUUUGGGAACAUGGGGCCCCAGUAUGUCACCACUUAUGCCUAA
This is a messenger RNA of Rangifer tarandus platyrhynchus (Svalbard reindeer), 1764 nucleotides long. NCBI's taxonomy places the organism in Eukaryota, Metazoa, Chordata, Mammalia, Artiodactyla, Cervidae. The record is from the annotation of a GenBank genome assembly.